Anoplophora glabripennis (Asian longhorned beetle) is the source of this 2571-nucleotide messenger RNA. It is a transcript of the gene Vmat, whose product is annotated as synaptic vesicular amine transporter. NCBI's taxonomy places the organism in Eukaryota, Metazoa, Arthropoda, Insecta, Coleoptera, Cerambycidae. The record is from RefSeq and is a predicted model, not a curated record. The transcript has 11 exons. Bases 82 to 1581 code for a protein of 499 amino acids. Gene Ontology annotation, molecular function: serotonin:sodium:chloride symporter activity. Gene Ontology annotation, cellular component: terminal bouton; synaptic vesicle membrane. Gene Ontology annotation, biological process: aminergic neurotransmitter loading into synaptic vesicle; transmembrane transport.
CACUAGUGAAAAGUUUUCGCAAAAAACGAGAUUCAAGUUAUCGUGAGGUACAAACCGAAAAAACUUUUUGCAUAAGUCACCAUGACGGUGGUCAACGAAUGGAUGGCAGGCACGAGGUUCGGCGGCUGGGUCCAAAGAUGCCGGGAGUCGCGCCGCCUCGUUCUGGUCAUCGUCGCCAUAGCGCUGCUCCUGGACAACAUGCUACUCACCACUGUCGUGCCGAUCAUCCCGGAGUUUUUGUACGACAUCAAUCAUCCGGAUGCACCCCUGGACGGACACGUUAGGGGAACCACCACCACCACCACGCCGCCGCCGCCGGUUCCCAUCUCUUGCCAACAGAUGAACCAGAACAUCAACUAUUCUAACACCGCGGCACCUACGGAAAUAUAUAAUUUCACGACCUUGGACCCAGAAGCUGUACAACAAGAACUGCGCCACAAGGAUCUGGUACAGGAAACUGUGGAGGUGGGCAUGAUGUUUGCCUCGAAGGCAUUUGUGCAGUUGUUGGCCAACCCAUUCGUAGGUCCUCUAACUCACAAAAUUGGCUACAGCGUACCCAUGUUUGCAGGAUUCAUCAUUAUGUUUCUCUCUACUAUAAUAUUCGCCUUUGGCCGCAGCUACAGCGUGCUGUUCAUAGCAAGGGCCUUGCAAGGAAUUGGCUCGUCCUGCUCCAGCGUGUCAGGUAUGGGGAUGUUGGCUGAACGUUAUCCCGACGACAAAGAGCGCGGCAACGCCAUGGGCAUCGCCCUUGGAGGUCUGGCCCUCGGUGUCCUCAUCGGACCACCAUUCGGUGGGCUUAUGUACGAGUUUGUAGGGAAAUCGGCGCCCUUCCUCGUACUUUCGGCCCUAGCCCUGGGAGACGGACUGCUUCAACUUCUUAUGCUCCAACCAGCAGUCGUCAGGCAGGACUCUGAUCCACCAUCUUUGAAGGCGUUGGUCUCAGAUCCUUAUAUCAUCAUAGCAGCAGGUGCCAUCACGUUCGCGAAUAUGGGCAUUGCGAUGCUGGAGCCAUCGCUACCGAUCUGGAUGAUAGACACAAUGGGGGCAGACAAGUGGAAGCAAGGGGUGACUUUCUUACCGGCCAGCAUCUCCUACUUAAUUGGUACGAACCUGUUCGGUCCAUUAGGGCACAAAAUGGGACGAUGGCUGGCCGCCUUGCUGGGGCUCAUCGUAAUUGGAGUUUGCCUGAUGCUAAUACCUCUGGCGACGAGCAUGAAUCACCUGAUCAUACCCAACGCCGGCCUGGGCUUCGCCAUCGGCAUGGUGGAUAGCUCCAUGAUGCCGGAACUGGGCUACCUGGUGGACAUCCGACACUCGGCCGUCUACGGCAGCGUCUACGCUAUCGGAGACGUGGCGUUCUGCCUUGGCUUCGCUAUAGGACCUGCAAUGAGCGGAACUCUUGUAAAAACAAUUGGAUUCGAAUGGAUGCUGUUUGGAAUCGCUAUAUUGAAUUUCCUAUACGCUCCACUACUAUAUUGUUUAAAGAGUCCCCCAACAAAAGAAGAAAAAAAGUCGCUUAUAACCGGAGAAAAGUCAUCAGUACGAUAUGUGACGUACCAGAAUGAAGAGGACGACGAAUAAAUACCGACGAAACAGACGUAAUAAGGAGAUUGUAAAGUAUGUAUAGUUAAAAUAUUUUCAUAUGUGAUCCGGAGCGGAACAUAUAUUAAUUGUACAAAUUGCAAACUCGCUCUGGGAGCGCAUAUACCCGAACUGGACCGUUCUUCUCACCUCUCUUUUCUUCCGUUCAACCUUGGUUGCUGAUGUACUUCAGUUGUUAUGUUUCAAUGAAAAAAAAAAACACCUCGGACGUGACGAAUUACCGAUGGGAGUCGCAAGCGCGAAAUUCAAAAUUAAAUUGGAAGGGUCCUCGUCAGGAUUACCGUGAAUGGCUGCACGUAAUCCUUCCCCAAGGGAGCGAGGCAAUAAGGAGCCCUUCGUCUUUCGGAGAACUUUUCGGACGUUUCCUUGUAUGAACAGAGAUGGCGCUCUCAUCCCAAAGCCCGAUAAAUGAUUGCCAUGCAUCGUAUAAUAUAUAAUCCUCAAUGUCUGUCUGUAUAUCUUUAGGAAGUUAGUGUUAACCCGUAGUGGAAUUAUCAUUCUAAGAGAAUUGCUGAGCCAAUCAAACCAUUUGGACAAGCUGGUGUGCUAGAAAAGCAGUAAGGGGACCUUAAUUGUUGCUUUACCUCUAUAGCCGAUUAAUCGUAACCUUUGAGCUAAUCGUUGUGUUUAUAUAUUGAAGAGACCGCACAGUACGUUUUUCCUUCUGGAGUUGCACGACUCAGAACGAUUAUUGUGAGAAGACAAUAAUCACCACGUCCCAUCCUGACUAAAAUUUAUUUUGGUAAAAAAGCUGGUAAGGGUCCGAACUACAAGGGCAAUACAGCAGCAGCGUAUUGCCGAUAUCAGUAUUACGUUAAACAAUAGGGCCAACAAUAGGUACCUGUUUAGAGUAGGUUUAAUGCAUGUUAGCUAUUUUAUUAUAAUAGGAGUCAACUUAACGGCACUCGUCAUGUAGAGUGCGCCCUAAGUGGUAUUUGGUGUUUGAUGUUGAUGUCUAAUUUGUGGUGC